AAUAGAACGAGAUAAACGCAUCCGAUUCCAAACCCUAAUUUAACAUGAAUAUAACAUAUCGCACCAAUGCAACAUAUUUUAUGAUGGAUCUCAUAUUAUAUGCCUUCUUCUAUUUCAUGUAUUUUUUCCUGUCUUUGCCUUUGACUUAAGGCCUGCUCGUAUUUAAGAUGCUAUGAAACACCUGAAACCAUCAUUAAUGUAGAAACACAGAUGCUAAAUAAAUCAAUGGAAAUAAAUCAUGCUAUUUCAAAUAUUAUUUACAAAUAAUGUACAAUGCAUAGGCCUACAUUAUACUUACAAUACUAGCCUCAAACUAGGAUUACUUUCACUUGGUUUGCUACACAUGACCACAUGGGGGCGCAGUUGAUCUAUCUGUGUCUUACCCUACGAUGUAGAGGUACUUCAAUUGACGGUAGUGAGUACUGUUUCAAUUCGUAAUUUCCCCUUUUCAUUGUCAAUUUAUCAUUUUUAGAAAUAGUUUGGUUGACAUGCUGCCUGUGUUGACUUCAAUGACUGAACCUUUGACUGUGUAACCCUACAUCAUGCUAGUAGGCGAGUAGUGUGCAGUGAGUCAAUGUUUCGAGUGCGCUGACACUGCUGAGCUGGUGAAACUUCUCACAGACACAUCAACACCAAACUAAACCGGGGCCGUCCUAAAGCGAAGGCCCUCCCUGGCUCGCCUGGCGGCGGAUGUGAGGUCACCAGCAUUAUGACGGCGGUCAGAGAGCCCCGGAGCCUUUAAAAGGACCUCGGCCCCAACCUUCAGCAUUCACGUGGAAACAUCCCCGAGGCUGUUUGGGAGGGAGAAACAAAGCCUGUUAACAUGCCUUCCUCUCUGCUCCUGGCUGCUAUGGCCACUAUAAUGACCGUCUCCAUUUCAUGGGUUGGGGCCCAAACCAACUGCAAGGACCGCUGCGGCCUGGAGUUCUACCGAGGCUACAUGUGCCAGUGCGACUACGGCUGUCUGGCCCAUGAGGAAUGCUGCACGGACUAUGAAUCCCAAUGCACCCAAAGACACUCGUGUAAGGGGCGGUGUGGGGAAGCCUUUAAGAGGGGCCGCAGGUGCACCUGUGAUCCUGAAUGUAUCAAGUUCAGCAACUGCUGUCCAGACUACAAGAACCACUGCGACGCAGCAGCGGAGGACGAAGCAGAGCUGCAGAAAUGGACUUCUGCAGAUGACCCUUUGAUUUCACCUGUCGCUCCACAGGACAACUAUGAUGAAUUCAGCAAUGAUUUCUACGAACCGAACUUUCCAAACCUCCCUGACGAUCCUCUUUCAAAGGAGGACUUUGAGACCACAUCCGUCCCAAAGCCCACUCAGGCCAUCCUCCCCGACAUGGGCGGCUCUGACCUCACCAAACCAUUCAACCAAGACAUCGCGCAGCCCGAUUCUGAUCUGCAGACUAGACAGGAGUUUGUAGCAAGUGGAACAGAUGGAUACGAAACCAUUGAGCCAAGUGUGCCCCUUAUUUACCCAACAGAUUCAACUACCUACCCUGACCUAACUACCAACCCAACAGAAUCAACUACCACCCCAGACCUAACUACUAACCCAACAGAUUCAACUACCACCCCAGACCUAACUACUAACCCAGCAGAAUCAACUACCACCCCAGACCUAACUACCAACCCAACAGAUUCAACUACCACCCCAGACACAGAAUCAACUACCACCCCAGACCUAUCUACCAACCCAACAGAAUCAACUACCACCCCAGACCUAACUACCACCCCAGACACAGAAUCAACUACCACCCCAGACCUAACUACCAACCCAACAGAUUCAACUACCACCCCAGACCUAACUACCAACCCAACAGAAUCAACUACCUACCCAGACCUAACUACCAACCCAACAGAAUCAACUACCACCCCAGACCUAACUACCACCCCAGACACAGAAUCAACUACCACCCCAGACCUAACUACCAACCCAACAGAAUCAACUACCACCCCAGACCUAACUACUAACCCAACAGAAUCAACUACCUACCCAGACCUAACUACCAACCCAACAGAAUCAACUACCACCCCAGACCUAACUACCACCCCAGACACAGAAUCAACUACCACCCCAGACCUAACUACCAACCCAACAGAAUCAACUACCACCCCAGACCUAACUACCAACCCAACAGAAUCAACUACCACCCCAGACCUAACUACCAACCCAACAGAAUCAACUACCUACCCAGACCUAACUACUAACCCAACAGAAUCAACUACCUACACAGACCUAUCAACCAACCCAACAGAAUCAACUACCUACCCAGACCUAACUACUAACCCAGCAGAAUCAACUACCACCCCAGACCUAACUACUAACCCAACAGAAUCAACUACCACCCCAGACCUAACUACUAACCCAGCAGAAUCAACUACCUACCCAUACCUAACUACUAACCCAACAGAAUCACCUACCUACCCAGACCUAACUACCAACCCAACAGAAUCAACUACCUACCCAGACCUAACUAUGACACCAACCUCCAGGGUAGAUGUAACUCCAUCUGUAGUUCCAGGGACCACAGGAGCUACGCAGGCUUACUCCUCCUCAGAAGCUUCCACUUCUUCCGUUCCCACCCCCUCGAGUGCUGGACCACAAAGCGACACUCUGAGCACACUUCCUCCUUCAACCACAGACCCGACAGUAAAGGGAAACCAAGAGGAGGGAAGAGUGUCUUCAACUCCGACAACAUCUGAACCUACCACAACUCCCCAGGCCAGGCCAAACCGUCCCCUACCAAACCGUCUGACACCAGCAGCUAAUAAACCCAGCUGGGUCAGGCCCACUCCUAAACCAAACCAAAGGCCAAGUUACCAAGCAGAUGACAGCAACGAUAUGAACCUCUGCAGUGGACGUCCGGUGGGCGCGGUUACCACACUCGGGAAUGGCACAAUUGUGGUUUUCCGAGGACACUACUUCUGGCUGCUGGACCGUAACAGGGUCCCGGGGCCGGCGCGCCGCAUCACGCAGGUGUGGGGCGUCCCGUCGCCCGUCGACACCGCCUUCACCCGAUGCAACUGCCAGGGCAAAACAUACAUCUUCAAGGGCUCCUUGUAUUGGAGGUUUCACAAUGACGUGGUUGACCCUGGCUACCCCAAGUUCAUCCACCAUGGCUUUGACGGCCUCCGGGGGCAAAUCACAGCUGCCCUGUCGGUGCCGCAGUACCAGAGCCGGAGGGAAUCCGUCUACUUCUUCAAAAGAGGGGGUUUGGUCCAGAAGUAUUCAUACCAGUUGGGCACCGGGUCAACAUGUGGCAAGAAGCGGCAGUAUUCCAUUAACAUUGUGCGUCACCGUAUGGCACGCCAAGCAGUGUCCGUCCUAGAGCCGUCCAUUCGCAUCAGUAUGUCUUGGAGGGGUUUCCCCACCAGCGUCACGUCUGCAGUGUCCAUCCCGAGCCGCAGGACGCCGGAGGGCUACAAGUACUACGUCUUCUCAAGAUCGAAAUACUACAACGUGCAGAUGAAUACUCCACAGCCUGCCAUCGUGGUCCCUCCGGUCCAGGCAGCGCCUCAACAUACCUCCAACGCCUUCUUCAGGUGUCCCUGAGCUGCCCCCGGGCCAAGCGCACCCUGCCCCAAACAGAGACUCGCACACAACUCUUCAACAAACUGUUUAUUACUUAAGAAACCUGCUUGGAGUGCAGCUACAGAAGCACUUGGAAGUACAUAAAAAGGACAACAUAAUUAAAUGGAACAUUAUCUAAACACUAAAAUGCAGCUUCACUGUGAGGCGUUGGAGCGUUGUAGGAGCUUCAGCGGGCGAAGCGUCUGGCUCCUGCUCCUCGAGAGGGGAAGGGGUGGCCUGGGGGGGGGGGGACAGAAGACACGUUACAAAAGGAGUCUGAUGUUGCAGCAGACAGCGCCUGGACGAUGUGACACACUUUGAUAAUGUAUCCAAAUAUGUGAGAAUGUGUGUAAUUCUUUGUAUUGUUUUAUUAAAAAAUAUUUACUGAGUUAAUUGCAUUA
This is a messenger RNA of Gadus chalcogrammus (walleye pollock), 3972 nucleotides long. RefSeq names its product proteoglycan 4b (gene prg4b). The coding region runs from base 824 to 3553 and encodes 909 amino acids. The transcript has 14 exons. Lineage: Eukaryota; Metazoa; Chordata; Actinopteri; Gadiformes; Gadidae. The record is from RefSeq and is a predicted model, not a curated record.